This is a messenger RNA of Gasterosteus aculeatus aculeatus (three-spined stickleback), 1775 nucleotides long. NCBI's taxonomy places the organism in Eukaryota, Metazoa, Chordata, Actinopteri, Perciformes, Gasterosteidae. The record is from RefSeq and is a predicted model, not a curated record.
GCACCUGAACGCACCACGAACACCACACGCAGACGAGCAGCAACGCGGAAGAGACGUCGCGUCGCGCGCUCACACCGAGUGAAAACGCUGUUAAACCGUCGCGUUAUUCUCCGGCCGUGUUUGAGAGGAUGUCCCCGGUGGACAGCGGGAUGUCUCCGCUCGCCGUGCUGGUCCUUCUGCAGGUGACGGCGGCGGUCUUCGGCGUUAAACACUCCCUCACCUACACCUACACGGCCUUCGCUCACAAGCCCGUCGGCCUGCCGGGCAUCCACGAGUUCACCGCCAUGGGGCACCUGGACACCCGCAUGAUCGACUACUUCGACAGCGACCAGCAGCUGAAGGUCCCCAAGCAGCCCUGGAUGGGGGAGCGUCUAGACAAAGACUACUGGGUCAAGGGCACGCAGUCCCGCCAGAGCAAGCAGCAGUGGUUCAAGGUCAACAUCGGCAUCCUCAUGAACCGCCUGAGGCAGAAUAAGACCUCUGGCCAACACGUUCUGCAGUGGCAGCACGGCUGUGAGGGCGAGAUGCAGCUUGACGGCACGUUGAAGUUCUCCACCGGCGUCGACAUGUACAGCUACGACGGGUAUGACUUCCUGUCCUUUGAUGACAGUAACAGCGCGUGGGUCGCCGGGGCCCCGGCGGCGCAGCAGACCAAGAGGACGUGGGACGGCGUCGACGUGCUGAAGGAGUACACCAAGGGCUACCUGGAGAAGGAGUGCAUGGAGUGGAUGGAAAAGUUCCUGAAGUAUCAGGGGAGCGUGUUGGAAAACGCCACGAAACCAGAAGUUUACCUGUUCGCCUCGAAGGCCAAAAAGGAGGCAAACGUCAUCUUGACCUGCAUGGCCACCGGCUUCUACCCAAAAGAAAUCCAGCUGUGGAUCAAAAGGAAUGGCCGUGUCCUGAGGAGAGAGGACGGAGUCAUGUCCUCUGGCUCGCGGCCCAACGGAGACGAGACCUUCCAGAGGAAAGACUGGGUGGAGAUCCUGAAGACUGACCAGUCUCAGUACACCUGUGAGGUGAUCCACAAGGCGACCCAGGUGAACAUCGAGAAGGAAUGGGAUCAUAAACUCCCUGAAAACGGAUCACCCAUUGGAGUGGCUGUGGGUGUCCCUGUCCUUGUCCUUGUCCUCGCUGUGGUUGCUGGAGUGCUGAUUUUCUGCUACAGGAAAGGUUUGUACUAUAUAAAACUACUACUUGAGUGAAAUGUACUUUUCCUAUUUUGUGUUUUAAUAUCCAAGUUGAAGCUUCACAAUAACAUUAAUUAUCAUGUAAUAAUAAUAGUAUUUGAUAUAUUUGAGACUCUUCCAGAAAGGUGCAGUGUCUUUAUUUUGUUUUAUUACUUACGGACGUCUUGAGGUGCUGCUGACUUCACUGUGUUCAUAUGUUGUGUUUGUUUACAGGAUGUAUCCGUCAACUUACCUCCAAGAAAAAGGGUAAAUACUUUAAUGCUCUUUGAGGAAUCGAUGUGAUGUUGGUGUGAGGCUCCUUCUGCUGGAGACGUGUUUUAGACGCCUAAAAGAACCAGAGUCUUUAAGAAGUUUUAAGAUGUAUUUUUUAAAUAGUUCCGCUCUUUAUCUCGAUGUCAGUCAGAUGAAGAGAAACAUGAUUUAUAUUUUUAUAUUUAUAUUUGGUUUAUAUUAAGUGUCGAUUAUCUGAUUCUGUCUGAAACUUUAUGAAAAACAAAAUCGACUUUCUUAUUUCCACUAAUAAUAUUAAGACAUCCGACAGCAUAAUUGCACAAAAUAAUCUUUUUUUUUAAGUUAAGUUUAAAUUUU